AGAGAGAUAAAGAGAGAGCAGAAGUUUGUAACCGACGUGGAAAAGAAAAUUGACCGACUCAGAGCGUACCAACAACACACACAUGUUGCUCCUUUUCAUACGCUGCUCUUAACACCUUCUCUCUCAUGGAGCAAUAUUGGGCUGUUUAUGAAGCACACAGGUUGAAUUGAGUGUACAAUGCACACGGUAUAAGUAGAAGAAAAGGGAAAGUUGAAGAAUGGUUAGAGGCUUUUUGUUACAUUCGAUUUAGCAGAAUAAGAUUGGCAGAUUUGUUUAGUAAUUUUGUUUUGUAAAUGUCUGAAUUGGUGGCUCGGACUGGUCGACAUCAGCAGCGGUAUGAGGCUGGUUAUCGCCUUAUCGCCGGGUGUAUUCCAUUUAGGUUCAGAAAUAUGGAAGACAACAGUGGUGAGUCAUCUGAGAAGAUAGUUGAAGUAUUGAUGAUAAACUCGACAAGUGGGCCUGGUCUUCUAUUUCCAAAGGGUGGUUGGGAAAAUGAUGAAACAGUCAAGGAGGCAGCUAUCCGUGAAGCCAUAGAGGAAGCUGGAGUUCGAGGGGAUCUAGUGCACUUUCUUGGACACUACCUGUUUAAAAGCAAGACACUUCAGGACGAGUUCAGUCCAGAAGGUUUGUGUAGAGCUGCCAUGUUUGCUUUGUUGGUGAAGGAAGAGCUUGAGUGCUGGCCUGAACAGAGCCUUAGAAGAAGAAGUUGGCUGACAGUUCCAGAAGCAAUUGAAUGUUGCCGGCACCCAUGGAUGCGACAGGCUCUCGAUGAAGGAUUUUUGAAGUGGCAUGACAGUGGUAAGACAAGCACAAUGAAUUGCAAGGACUAGUUUUUGAGGUUUUUUUUUUUUUUUCUCAACUUCCCGGGAGGAAGACACCGGUCCUCAAACUCAAAGUUGGAUGGUGUCAUGGUGUGUAUUAGCUUCAGUUCCAUUUUAGGACUAGGAGGUAAGAGAAUCAGCAAAUAGUUUGUCUUAGAUAUUGAACCGCAUUUUAAUGAUUCCAUGAUGAAUAGACUUGAUGGUGAAUUGGGAAGAACAAAGAAGACAUCUUCAUUAUGUCUAACCAACUACAUUUGGUUCGAUAACCUUGUUGUGGACUAACCAAAUUAGUUAGUUUAACAAAUGAUGCUUUACGUCCUAGUAUUGUAAUUACGUUGUUAUUCUCGUUUGAUGCGGAUAAAUGUUAUGCAUAUUAUGGGAAACUAUACAAUUUCAUUAUUUCUAUC
This is a messenger RNA of Lycium ferocissimum, 1228 nucleotides long. Its product is annotated as nudix hydrolase 16, mitochondrial-like. Gene Ontology annotation, cellular component: nucleus; cytoplasm. The transcript is spliced from 4 exons. The record is from RefSeq and is a predicted model, not a curated record. Gene Ontology annotation, molecular function: pyrophosphatase activity. The coding region runs from base 294 to 830 and encodes 178 amino acids. Lineage: Eukaryota; Viridiplantae; Streptophyta; Magnoliopsida; Solanales; Solanaceae.